UCCCCCCAAUCAAUUGUCUUUUUUUCAGAUGCUGUCGUAAGAAGUAAAAUUUUUAAAUAUUUCCGAUUUUCUUGGAUGAAUUAAGUAUAUAUUAGUGGAUUUGUGACUAAUUAUAAUGGAUAAGUGUGGUAUCUGCGAAAAACCUGCUAGUCAACUAUUUGAAACAGGGCGGGAAGGAGUGUAUGCAUGUUUUAAAUGCCAGCCAUUAGUGCCAGAAGUAACCCUAGAAGAUAAUGCAGAAACAGGAACCGAGACAAAUAUGGUAGAAAUUGAAGUAGAAGCUACCAGUGCAGAGGGGUGCAAUGAGUCCCACUACUGUGGUAUUUGUGACAAAACGUUCCAGAAGGCCCUGCAGCUCCAGAACCACCUGCGCAACCACCGCGCCGAGAGGAGAUUCGUAUGCACUUUCUGCAGUAAAGCUUUCUCACAAUCGAAUAACUUGCGAGCUCACCUCCGCAUUCACACAAACGAGCGACCGUUCAAAUGUACAGAAUGUGGGAAAGCUUUCACCCAGGUGACAAACUUGAACAACCACGUGCGUCUACACACCGGCGAGCGACCGUUCGUGUGUCCCGAGGCCGGCUGCAACAAAGCGUAUGCGCAGGUAACGAACCUAAAUCAACAUCGUAAGAGACAUCUCAACGGCCGGCCCGUAGAAAACACGUAUGACUGCAACAUUUGUGGGGAACAGUUCCAGCAGCGAAACCACAUGUAUACUCACAGACGAGAAGUACACCCCAAGGCUUCAAAUCCACCAGUGAGACAACGCCACGUCUGCAGCUUAUGCGACGCUGUGUUACCCAGUGAGAAACUACUGCUACGGCAUGUAAAUCACCAUGUCGAGCAAAACAAUGAGAAAGAGUCCGGAGAUCAGAAAGCGGACGAGGGCUCCCUGCCGUGCGUGUUCCCGUCGUGCGGCGCGCGGCUGCCGUCGGCGCGCGCGCACACCGAGCACCUGCUGCGCGCGCACCAGCUGCGCGUGCUGGCCGCCGCCGCGCCGCGCCGCCGCGGCCGCCCGCCCAAGGUGUCCCAGAAACAAGAAAUGGAAGUGGACCCGCUGGAAAUUACAGAUUCAGAUUUUACACAGGUGAAAUCAAUGAAAGUACAAUUCUUGCCCAAGUUAAAAAUUCAAAGCUUGUUCCAAUGAGUGGCCGUGAGCUGUUGUUGAUAUUGAUUAUAACUGAAUAAUAAAAAUGAUCUUUCAUACAAUUAUAUCGGCGUCCCUCUCUAGGGAUACCAGUGUGACAAGGACGACGAUGGAUUGCAGGUUGGACGAUUCAUUAUGUGAAAUUGAGUAUGAGUGCAGUGCGUACUUAAAAUUUUAUUAAUUCACUUCACUGCACUUUGUAUAGAAUUUAUCAAUUUGUACAGCUUAUUAUUUUGGUAAUGUAGGUAAGCCUAACUUUUAUAUAUCGUGAGAUCAGUUUGAUUAUGAGGUGAAGACGGGUUUGUGCAGAAAAUGUACAGGGAAGUUUCCAGUGAGGUAAAUACUAAAAUAGCGCCCGAAAUAAAAGUAAUUCUACUUGUUAUUUGGACCAAAUAAUUUCUCUUCUUCAAAUAUGGCGAUAAUCGAAAUACAUGAAAUCGAAAAUCCGUGAAAACGACGGAAAAUUAUGAAAACUUCGUUAAAAAAUAUACCAUAAAUCUUCUUCAUUUUGUCUAGUAAGUAGGCAAAGGUCGAGGCAGGCCGAAGAAAUCAUUGCUAAAGUUGGAAAGUGGACCCUGGGUCCCGAAGGUUUACAGUGGAGGGUGCAACUAACACAAAGAUGAGAGAAGUGAAAUGUAACCCUGGAAACGUCCCUAUUUAAAAUGAUCUCCAAAUUAUGAAUAACUCGACUCGAAUUAUGAAUGCUCGUUUAGAUUUGCAUUUAUUUUGAAAAUUUUAUUAUUAUCAUGGUACUUCCGCAAAUACAAGGCACCCCAGUGCGUUAUGGCGACUGUACAUUUUGGGCGAGAUGAACUAGGCGAUGCUGAAUGUUUUACCAUUAUUGGCGUAC
Messenger RNA from Amyelois transitella, 1997 nucleotides. RefSeq names its product gastrula zinc finger protein XlCGF7.1-like. The transcript is spliced from 10 exons. The record is from RefSeq and is a predicted model, not a curated record. Gene Ontology annotation, cellular component: PcG protein complex; transcription regulator complex; nucleus. Bases 116 to 1147 code for a protein of 343 amino acids. Gene Ontology annotation, molecular function: DNA-binding transcription factor activity, RNA polymerase II-specific; RNA polymerase II cis-regulatory region sequence-specific DNA binding. Gene Ontology annotation, biological process: regulation of transcription by RNA polymerase II. Lineage: Eukaryota; Metazoa; Arthropoda; Insecta; Lepidoptera; Pyralidae.